Messenger RNA from Solanum tuberosum (potato), 936 nucleotides. RefSeq lists its product as uncharacterized. Gene Ontology annotation, biological process: protein ubiquitination. NCBI's taxonomy places the organism in Eukaryota, Viridiplantae, Streptophyta, Magnoliopsida, Solanales, Solanaceae. Gene Ontology annotation, molecular function: ubiquitin protein ligase activity. Bases 15 to 935 code for a protein of 306 amino acids. The transcript has a single exon. The record is from RefSeq and is a predicted model, not a curated record. Gene Ontology annotation, cellular component: cytoplasm.
AUUCUGAUAAAUCAAUGGAGAAGAGAAUUCAAGAGCACGCUAUCUGCAAUGCUACACGCCUUUUUUUAUGGAACGAGAAUCUCACAAAGAAUCAGAUUUCACCUUCCGAAGGCUUAUGCAUCUGUUAUAUUCGAAGUACAUUCACCACGAUUCAGCCUUGUAUAUUCGAUUACAAGUAUAAAAAACUCACAGAUUGGAAGCAUUCUACCGUCAUCCCGUUUGAUUUAUCAAAGUUACUGAACAAAGAUGCAUCAUUAGGUACAUUGCUUGUUUCUUCUACUCUUCAGUUUCUGCCGCAAACUAUCAAACAGUUAGGGGACGAUAUCUCUUUUUCUCUAUUCACACGAUUUCAAUUUACUCAAGCUUUUCUUAAGCCAUCGCCACGACCUACGUACGUAAUAGUUCUCGAAAUCUCACAUAUUCGUUGUUGCGAUUUUCGUCCUCCAUUUGAUUUAGCCUUACCGCCCAAUUUCCUACCUCCUCUUGCUCCGUCUCAUCGUCGAUUUGAAAAGAAUUGGAACGAUGUGGCAGCUUGUGUGAGUAAUGUUGAAUUUGUUAACGAUCCGUAUAAUCGAUAUCGUGGGGAUGUUGUUGCGUAUCUGAGGAAGUUAAGGGAUUAUACUGGUGAAGGUGGGAUUUGUCCAACGAAACCACCUAUUGCAGUGGAUGUAGCUAGAGGAUUUGUUGAAGUUGAGGUAUGUUAUCGAUCGUGGUGUCCAGGUUCAGCUUAUUGCAUUGAGGAAUUAGUAGAUGAGAGUUGCCCUGUUUGUUGUGAUGAGUUUAGAGAUGAGAAUGAAGUGAUUGCAACUUAUUGUUCGCAUGUUUUUCAUAUAAAGUGUCUAUUGCCAUGGCUAUUGAAGAAAAACACUUGUCCAACUUGUCGAGCUGUUUAUCCUUUGCAUUAUUCGCCUAUUUUGGAUCGUCAACUUCAGUAAA